GCAGCUCGUUGCGGCACCGGCACCCGUGCUAGGAGAGCAGCUGAUCGACCAACAAUGGAGGCCGCCGUCGCGUACCUCCUCCUCCUCCCGCUCGCCACCUGCGCCAUGCUCCUCCCACUCCUCCUGCUGCUCCCGGCCCUUCGGCCGUCCAAGGCCAGCCGCCUCCCGCUGCCCCCGUCCCCGCCGGCCGUCCCGGUGCUCGGCCCGCUGCUCUGGCUCUGGCGCGCGCGCUCCCGCCUCGAGCCGGCCAUCCGCGAACUGCACCGCCGCCACGGGCCAGUCCUCUCCCUCGGCUUCCUCUCCCCGCGCCCCGCCGUCUUCGUCUCCGGCCGCCGCGUCGCCCACCGCGCGCUCGUCCAGCGCGGACACGCAUUCGCCAGCCGCCCGCCCGCCAUCGCGCCCUUCGUCGUCCUCACUUCCGCCCAGCGCACUGUCAGCUCCGCGCCCUACGGCCCGCUCUGGCGCUCUCUCAGGCGGAACCUCACCUCCGGCGUCCUCCACCCCGCACGCGUCGCAGGCCUUUUCGCGCCCGCGCGGCGCUGGGCGCUCGCGAUCCUCGCCUCCGACCUCGAGGACGAGUCGUCCCGGAGCGAGGGAGGCGUGGUGACCGCCGUCGAGUGCCUCCAGUUCGCAAUGUUCUCGCUGCUCACGUACAUGUGCUUCGGAAGCAAGCUGCCGGCCGGCCGCGUACGGCAGAUCGAGGCCGUGCAGAGGGAGCUCUUCUCCUCCUACAUCGGCUUCCAGGUCUUCGCCUUCUGCCCGGCGCUCACCACGAGGCUAUUCCGGCGCCGGUGGCGGAAGGUGCUGUCCAUCCGCAGUAAGCAGGAGGAGCUGUUCCUGCCACUGAUCACAGCAAGAAGAGAACGGAGCGUGCUGACGGCUAACGGCGACGACGGCAGCCUGGCGCACUGCUACGUCGACACGCUCCUCGCGCACCGGCUCCCCAAGGAGGAAGAGGAUGGCGGCGAGCGCGCGCUGACCGACGCCGAGAUGGUGAGCCUAUGCACGGAGUUCCUCACCGCCAGCGUCGACACCACGGUGACCGCACUGCAGUGGAUCAUGGCGAACCUGGUCCGGCAACCGGAGAUCCAGGCGAGGCUACAGGACGAGAUCGACGCGGCGAUCACCGACGACCAUGACGCCGUCGCGGAGGAGGACCUCUCGAGCAUGCGCUACCUGAAGGCGGUUGUCCUGGAGGGGCUGCGGCGACACCCGCCGGCGCACUUCCUGCUGUCGCACGCGGCGCCGACGGAGGCGUCGCUGGACGGGCUCCGCGUGCCGGCGGCCACGUCGGUGAACUUUUCGGUGGCGGACGUGUCACUUGACGAGGAGGUAUGGGGCCAGCCAGAGGAGUUCAGGCCGGAGCGGUUCCUGGACGGCGGGGAGGGCGCCGGGGUGGACCUGACGGGGAGCCGGGAGAUCAGGAUGAUGCCGUUCGGGGCCGGCCGGAGGAUCUGCCCCGGCCUCGGGCUGGCGAUGCUGCACCUGGAGUUCUUCGUGGCCAACCUGGUGAGGCGGUUCGAGUGGUCUGCUGCGGAGGACGGCGGCGGCGUCGACCUCGCCGAGAGGCCGGAGUUCACGGUGACCAUGGAGCGGCCGCUGCGCGCGCGCGUGGCGCCCAGACGCCCCCGGGAGUUAUUUACCCAAAACCAUCACACUUGGGGCCAGGCGAAACCGACAAGUGGGGCCUGCCUGUCGGGCUGACGUGGUGUGCCUAGGUGGACAAUUUGCUGAGUUGGAUGGGGUCCCACAUGUCAAUGACUCGAGUGUUUAUCCUUUUUUCAAUUUUCUCUUUAUUUUCUCAUAGGCAUUUCAACAAACAGGCUAUGUGCGUGUCUGUCAGGGGCACCACGACCAGGCGAGGACGCGCGGUGGCGCACUGGGAAGCCGGCCGAUACAGCUGCGGCAAGAAGAUGCUCGGGGGCGCCCAUGGUGGUCUUCCAUGGUUGUCAAGGCGGCGGUGGGCUCGAGCGCAAAGGACGGUGAUGUAGUGCCAGGAAGACGAUGUCAGACUCGCCGCCGCGGCCGGAGAUGCCUUGCACGGCGCGCGCUAGCGCAGGCGCGGCCAGAGCCUCCCUAUGCACCGCCGCGGUGUCGACGGACGCUGUACAGCAGCUCCAGCGCCGCCCGCGUGCGUGCUCCGAGCCCAACGCGCAUCCGCCUCCAUUAGCCCGAGCAGUACGCCCCGCACUAGUCGCGCCGCCCGAUGCUUCUUCCGCCACCCAGGCCAGCCACUAGUCGCGCUGCCGGUCGGCCGCCUUCCGCUAGUCGCGCUGCCGGUCGGCCGCCUUCCGCUAGUCGCGCCGCCAGCCACUGGUCGCGCCCCGUUCGGCCGCCCGCCGCUGGGCCCGAUGCUGCAUCCGCCAUUGAUGGAGGCAGAUUGAGUUCCAACGGGGUGGUUCAGCACGGAUGGUAGGUGGCUAUGGCGGCCGGGCGCCUCGCCGGUGGUGGGAUGGCUCGCCGGGGUUGGGCUUUGGCGGCGGCGUGGGAUAUGGCUAUGGUGCGGUUUUUUUUUUACAGGAGGAAGGAGGAGGGGGAAGAAGAGAUGCAUCUGACAGGUGGGGCCUUAGGCCACCUCAGCGAAUUAUCCACAUAGGCAGGCCAUGUCAGCCCGACAGGUGGGCUCAACUUGUCGGUUUCGCUGUUUUCACGGGCAAAUAAGAUAAUCAGUGCUCUGCGUUACGCAUUAGGCACAUUUUUGAUGUUUUUUAUGCCUUGGCUUAAAUAUGGUAUCAAGUAGUUACCCUAACCUCAAGUGUGGUGGUUUUGGAUAAAUAAUUCCGCCCUCGGCUAGUUCGGCCAGUCUGAUUGAUUGUGUGUGAUGGUUACA
Messenger RNA from Aegilops tauschii subsp. strangulata, 2830 nucleotides. RefSeq names its product cytochrome P450 89A2-like. Gene Ontology annotation, molecular function: iron ion binding; heme binding; oxidoreductase activity, acting on paired donors, with incorporation or reduction of molecular oxygen, NAD(P)H as one donor, and incorporation of one atom of oxygen. Gene Ontology annotation, cellular component: membrane. The record is from RefSeq and is a predicted model, not a curated record. NCBI's taxonomy places the organism in Eukaryota, Viridiplantae, Streptophyta, Magnoliopsida, Poales, Poaceae.